Limulus polyphemus (Atlantic horseshoe crab) is the source of this 1448-nucleotide messenger RNA. RefSeq names its product leucine-rich repeat-containing protein 4-like. Lineage: Eukaryota; Metazoa; Arthropoda; Merostomata; Xiphosura; Limulidae. Bases 193 to 1185 code for a protein of 330 amino acids. Gene Ontology annotation, molecular function: protein binding. The transcript is spliced from 3 exons. Gene Ontology annotation, cellular component: extracellular matrix. The record is from RefSeq and is a predicted model, not a curated record.
ACUUUAUGAUAUUCGUUGAAAACAAUCUUCUUGCGCACCACGAUACAAGAGUUUGAUAUAAAAGUUACAUAUCUUCCAUAUUGGUAAAAUGGUCGUAUAGUUAUGAGACGCUCUUCUUUCUAUUUUUAUUCGUCUUGUGAACAAUAUAUUAUAAUUUGAAAUACGACUGUAUUUUUGAAAGCGAGAUUAAUAAUGAAAGUAUCGAUUCAUACCCUGGAGAACUCCUUUUUACGAAGUUUAGUCGUUGUUUUUUUCCUUCCACUUGUUGCUGGACAAUGUCCGACCGACCUUGACAUUGCUCCUUGCACGUGUCUCGAAAACGAAAUGACCUGUGACAGCAUUACUGCACCUCAAGACUUACAGAAUGCUUUACAAGAAGUGAAACAACUCGAUCUGAAAAAGUUUUUUCUCACUAACUCUAAUAUACCUGCUCUACCUUCUAGCCUAUUCAACUAUAGCGACUUUCAACACAUCAUAGUGGAAAAGACAGAUUUACCCUUUCUUACGUCACCAGUAUCCGGUAUAUCGCCAUUCAUGGGCAUAAUUGGGAUUAUCACACAAGUUGAAUUGCGAGAAGUGAAAUCUCUCAAUAGCUGGGACUGGACUUUGUUUUCCCCACUCAAAACGUUACGUACCCUGAUAAUAAGCGAGUGUUCCUUUGUUUUUAUCCCUAAUACCUUCAGUGACCUAACCAAAACAAAUAUCCAGGAACUAACUAUCAAAAAUUCUGACGUGUGGUGGAUUGGGGAUUCUGCUCUAUCCACGUUAAAUCAACUUCAUACACUUAACCUUUCUGGAAACAAGAUUAAGACUAUUUUACGAAGCAUGUUUCCUUCCAGCAUAAAACAACUGCAUCUAAUGGGCAACGAACUGAAAAGCCUUCCUGAAGAUAUUUUUAAAGGCAUGAAUAAGUUAAUCCUUUUGGAUCUCACGUACAACAAACUUGAGACCUUAUCUUUAUCAUUGUUUCCAGAAUUCGCCCAAAACGUGUCACCUUUGGAAGUUAAAGUUGAAGGAAAUCCGUGGGUCUGCAACUGCAGUAUAGUGUGGCUGUCGAACACUGAUUACGUUGACGUAUAUGAUAUAGAUACUACUACGUGCGCUUCGCCCGAUUCUUUGGUAAAUAAAAUCCUGAACGACGUCGACUGGGCUUCACUUGGCUGCCAAGUUUUGACCACUAGUUAGAAAACACAGUGUAUCUUGUAGAAGACAUAUAAUUCUCCUGUGUGGCAUAAGUAACAAAAUAUGUAUUGUUCAUUUCGCUUGUAGUCAUAUUUCCCUUUUUCCCAUUAUGACCUUAUGUUAUUGGUUUACUGUCUCCUUAUAAUAAUAAUAAUGUUUAUCCAAUACCAAAUAAGUAUUAUUCUGUAAUGAAAACUUGAUUUGCCUAAUUAGUUGCAGGUGUAUUUUCCUUUACUUUAAUAGUUAACAAAAAAUGUUCAAUAAAU